Molecule: messenger RNA, 3343 nt
Organism: Ectocarpus sp. CCAP 1310/34
Lineage: Eukaryota; Phaeophyceae; Ectocarpales; Ectocarpaceae
Source: the annotation of a GenBank genome assembly
AGGGUGUACUCGUGCUGUAUGCCCCUGCCUCUCUUAAGACGCUGCUGCGUGUGGUGCUGUUGACCCUUCUCUACUGGCUGGUCUUGCUUCCUGCUGACUGGUGUAGCUCCUGUCAAAAGAUUCGGAGGGUGCCGUCUGGUUUUGCAAGGGGGAAGGGAGGCUGCGGUGCCAACAGCGGGGACUUGCUCUAAUAGCCGACAAGAGCGAGCUCAGCGCAGAGGGGAGGGAGAGCGAGUGAGAACAGAUAACAGGAGGCAAGAAUGGGUGCCUGUCUCGCCUGUGCGGCGUGCCAGACAUGCGUCAGUGUCGCCAGCAUCUGCUGCAGUUGCUUGGGAUGCUGUACGAACGCAGGGGGCGGCGAUGGCGCCAACGCUCCUCUGGUGGGCCGCGUGAGGGCGCUGACCAUCAUGCUCGUCUCCGUGGUUCUUGCGGUUGCGGGGCAAUACGGGUGGUACCAGUUAUUCGACGGGUUCGAUUGGUGGAACGACGGUUGUGAAGACGAGGCCUAUUCGGAAGAGUUCACGGACGUGUGCAUCGGAAACACCGCCGUCUACCGGGUCAGCUUCGUGGAUGCGGUGUUCUUCGCGUUGAUGGCCCUGUGCGCGUGCUGCUCGCCGGUGUUCAACCACGGCUUCUGGGGUUUCAAGUUCAUGCUGUGGGCGGUGCUGAUGAUCGCGACGUUGUUCAUCACGAACGACGUUUUCGACACGAGCGGCUACGUGUGGGUGGCGAGGAUAGGCGCCUUCAUCUUCACGAUAAUGCAGCAGAUUGUCCUCAUCGACCUGGCCUACAGGAUCAACGAUGGUCUGGUUGAGAAGGCGAGUGAGUACGGCGACGACAGCGAGGAGGCCAAGCCAUACCUCUGCGCCCUGCUAGCGGCCAGCGGGGUGCUCUACACCGGCUCGCUCUGUGCCAUCGGCGCCAUGUUCCACUACUUCCAGGGGUGCGCCGAGAACGAGCUCGUCAUGUCGCUGACCCUCAUUCUCGCGGUGGCGGUUACCGCUCUCCAGCUGCUGGGGGGCGAGGGAAACCUGCUCGCCUCGGCGGUGGUGACCUCUUACGCCACGUUCCUCUGCUUCUCGGCCGUUUCUAAAACGCCAACCUCUUCCUGCAACCCCUUCGUUGGGGAGAGCAACACCACCGUCGUGCUCAUCGGCAUCGCGCUCACUUUGCUGUCACUCUUCUGGGUAACGCUGAAUGCUGCCAGAACCGUGACCGCCUUGCUCGGUGGCCAGGCAAACGAGGUGGAAGAGGCGCCGGGCCCGGUUCAAGGGCCAGGCGGAGACGGAGGUGGGCCGCUCGAGUCUGGCGGCGGCGACAAGACCAGGCCGUUUGUGCAAGGAGCCGUUACCGCCCAGGACCAGGACGUGGGCGCUGGGGCUCCGCCGAGACCUGCCACCCCCGCGUCGGCCGGAACUGCUUCCGCCGCUCAGAGCGACGGUGGAUUGGGCUGGAGGUUCAACGUUGUGAUGGUGCUGAUCUCCAUGUUCUACGGAAUGAUGCUGACGAACUGGGGGGACAUCAACGAGGACGGCGAGUCGAGCGACCCCAAAAACGGAUGGACGGCGAUGUGGCUCACCACCACGGGCCAAUGGGUCUGCUACAUCAUCUACGCGUGGACUCUGGUCGCACCUCUCGUAUUCCCCGACCGGGACUUCUCGUAAAACAAAUUCGAAAUUCCCGGUGAGAAAGCUUGCCGGGAUAUGUGAACUCUCCUAGGCUAAUAAAUAGAAUUUCCCGGCAAGGUUUGGCUUGGCGGGUUCGGGCUGUUGAGCGAGGACGGCGGCUCUGCUGUGCCACAGUUUCCAGGAAAACAUUGUGUCGUCGAGUUUUUUCAGGGUGCCUGGUUGAUCGUGGUUCGGCAAAGUUAAAGAUAGGAGCUGGGCAGUCCAUGUUUUCCGACAAGAAGUUCUUUACGUUUGAUGAAGACGUGAACUCGCCGAAACUCCGGUGCACCGUGUUUGGAUUGGGUUUGAGUAGGGAGAGGGUAGGCCUCAUUGUUUUCCCUCACAAUGCAGAUGACUCUUGUACAUAGUGGUUGGUUUGGACGCUGUUUUUGGCCGCACGGAGCUCCUCAACGAGAAAAGCGAAGGUGGGGGGGAAGGCGGUUGUGCCUUGGCAUAAAAUGAGUGGACAACGUUUUUCCUUUUUUUUUUGGUGCGGGGGGGGUGGAGGCGUAGCGUGUAUCCUAAUUCUCGAGAGUAUUGUCUCGCGAGUCUAUGGCUUUCGCCUAUUUGGGGGUUUCCUCAAAAACGACGACACGCAAUUGGGUAUUUUGUGCAGGGGACAAUCUGCAGCGGCGCUCCUAUAUAGAGAUGUUAGAGUUCCCUUGUUUUGUUUUCGGGCAUGUGUCGAGCCUUGUGUUCUUGCGAGUCCUGAGGGUAAAAUGUUCGUAACUUGUUUUGAUGUUGGCAGCACUUGUUGUAGCGCAAUGCGGAGGUGGAUGUGGUAGGAGGGUCCGGCGAUAGACUUUGACGAGUCUGAGGCACAAGCGCUGUUUGUUUUCGAAGGUCGGGCGUGACUUUUUUUCGUGGCACGCCUUCAUGUCUUCAUGGAUAAUUGAUCUCAUUCACUUCACUUGUUGGAGGCGCCGUUGACGCUCGACAGCUUUUGCCAACGUAGGGGAGAUUGGGCAUCAUACCUGUGGUAUGCGAUGCGGCAAUUUCUGAUUGCCGCAAGAUAUGUAUGCAUACACGUGGCCAUUUUUGCGCGAAGAUGGGCGUUUCUUUCUCCACUACCAAUAUGGCAAGAGCGAGUCACGAAGUCGUUUCGUAGGACACAGCAUUUAUUGGUGGGUAGCUGUGGAAAUUUUCGAGCGUGAGGGUUCACUUGAGCGUUCAGUGUUGGUUUUUCGCUCCGGGCCUGUUGCGUUCUCAGCAUUUGUCACGGUCGACUAUGGCUUCAAGUACAGGACGCUUCUAAGGGUGACUUGAUUGGAAUAUGUGUGUGGAAGUUGAGCAGCAUCGAAGUCUACGGGAAGGGGGAGUUGAGUCCUUCUCCCCAUGCAAAGAAAGAGGAAAAGCAUAGGUGCGUUUUGGCCUUCCGCCUUCUCACCUUCGAUGAUCAGAGCUGGUCAUACACGCGGAUUGGGGUCCUCUGCGUUCAUUGGUGUUUUGUUGUGAACUUUGGAGAAUGAAUUUUAUUCAUUCACAUUGUACGUUGCGCGUAGGAUGUCUUGGGGUGCUGCACCAUGAGGUUGUCGAUUUCCGGUCACAAUUUGUAUCGCGCCAUGCGCCCGCUUGACGCAUCGGCCGAUAUUCUCCGCAGCAGAGAGAUGGAGAUCAUGGCCCGCCUAUUGGCGAUGAACCAUCAACAUACAUGUGAACCCUGAAUGACACUCACA